AUGGAUCCUUUCAAAAGAACUUAAGCCUAGAGAGAAUAGUAAUCAUAAGAGGGGGCUAAGAAACAGAAGUAAUAAUUGUACUAAAAAAAAUCAAGGGAGGAAAUCAGAGUAGAAUUAUCUAGAAUGGUAACCAAGUUUAAACUGAGAUCUAUAAAUGUUUUGAGAACUUUAGAUGCUAAUUUCUUUGCUCGAUUUGCCGUUUUUAUUGGACUUUUAUAUUACCUUAGUAGGUUUUCUAAGCAAUUUGAAGCAAGUAAAUAGUAUUUAGCUGAGCCUGACAGGAAUUCUCCAAACAGAUUUUCUAAGACAUUUGGUACAGAGAAAGAAAUAGAUUAAAUUUUGGAAUAAAUGAGAAAUGAGGAAAAAGAAUAAAAUACUAUAAAUAAGGAAAAUAUCAAGUUAUUGUGA
This is a messenger RNA of Stylonychia lemnae, 408 nucleotides long. NCBI's taxonomy places the organism in Eukaryota, Ciliophora, Spirotrichea, Sporadotrichida, Oxytrichidae. The record is from the annotation of a GenBank genome assembly.